AAAUGCAAAACCUACCCACAAAAAAUACCCGUAGGGGAGUAUCUCAUUCGGCUCUACAUCUUUCUUCUCCGUUCAAUUCAGCGACCCAUUCGGCGCUUCUCCGCCGUAUCAACCUACAUGUUCGACUUAGCUUCCGGAAAACAUUUUCAGGUUAAAUGAUCUAUGAAGUUUGGAGAUGGAUAAUUUGUGAAAAAAAUCUCUGAAAUUUUUCCACCAAUAUUAUUAGGCACUUUUAAGUGUUCUUGCUUGCUGCUAUAAUGGGUACCCCGGAGACGUCACGUGAACCAUGCCCGGACCGUAUCCUCGACGAUGUUGGUGGGGCAUUUGGUAUGGGUGCUGUAGGAGGUUCUGCCUUCCACUUCUUGAAAGGAAUAUACAAUUCACCCAAAGGCGAACGCCUGGUGGGGGCCACACAGGCGGUCCGCAUGAAUGCUCCACGUGUUGGCGGUAGUUUUGCAGUAUGGGGAGGACUGUUUUCCACCUUUGACUGUACAAUGGUUUACGUCCGAGCAAAAGAGGAUCCGUGGAACUCCAUUAUUGCUGGUGCGGCGACGGGUGGGUUUCUCUCGAUGCGUCAGGGUUUGGGCCCCGCUUCCAGAUCAGCUUUGUUUGGCGGUGUGUUGCUUGCAUUGAUCGAGGGGGCUGGAAUCAUGUUGAAUAAAAUGAUGAGCGUACCACAGAAUCUUCCACCGAUGGAUGAACAACUUCCUCCUAAUAUGGCUGGAUUUCCGACUGGUCAACUGCCCGGCCAGCUUCCUAUGAGCAUGGAUGGUAUUGGUGGUGGUGGGUCCUCCCCGGCUUCUUCUUCGUCAUCUUCUUCCUCCUCACCUUUGUCGUGGUUUGGAGGGUUGAUUGGUGGUGGUGAAAAUAAGCAGGAGACAAGCUUGGACAGUGGGAGCAAGACAAAUGUUUUGGAGAGUUUUGAUGCUCCCAACCCUCCGAGUUUCGAGUAUAAAUAAAUGACCUGAAGGAUUCAACAUUUUAAUGAGUGGCACAAUUGGCAAUGGAGACUAUGCUGUGUAUGGUAAUGGAUCUGGAGAAGAAAUUUAGGGGUCAAUGGAAAUAAUGUGAUUGAUUUGCUGCCAAUGACAUAUUACGUCGUAAGAUCAUAUUAGAUUUGGAGAGCUCAUGAUACAGUCCUCAUUUUUGCUAUCACGCCGUCAAAUGCAUUUGAUGUUUCACCUAAAGAUUACCGAUUCCAAUUUUGUAUCUGCAUUAUAUGUACUUAAUGACUGGAGUAUACCAAUGCGGCUCUGAGAUUUUUUUAAUGUGUUUGAUGUACUAAAUAUUUCUUUUUUAUUUGGUUUGGUGUACUGGAUUUUAAUAUAAUGCAUAUAAUGAUGCCUCAAAGUUUGUCUAUCAAUACUAAUGUGGUACGUCCCGAGCAGCUGAGCCUGCUCCCAGAGUCAUUAUGAG
Messenger RNA from Cuscuta epithymum, 1416 nucleotides. The record is from the annotation of a GenBank genome assembly. Lineage: Eukaryota; Viridiplantae; Streptophyta; Magnoliopsida; Solanales; Convolvulaceae.